CUCCCACCCCCCCCAUUCUCUCCGACACAUUGUUCUCCCGGCGAGCAGCAGCUUCUACGGACAGACAGAGACAGGCAGACAGACAGGUCUCCGCUGUGCACGUUGGGGACUCUUUGUGUUGGACAUGAAAUCAAUGGAGCAGACUCACGGAUCCACCAGCUGAUUGAAGGAGACAAAGACAGAGGAGGACUGACGGACAAACCGGCAGACAGACAGGCAGAAAGACAGACAGACAGGGAGACCGACUGAUGGGAAAGACGCUAUGACCGGAGGCACGGGCCGCUGGACCGUCAGGCACGAGCUCAGGUAGCCUGGCGCUGAGGUGAGGCUGCUUGUGAUUGGUGGAUGCCAUGGGGCCCAGGCCGUCGUCAGGGGAGCUGUGGGGGCUCCACCUGAUGCCCCCACGCAUCCUGGUGGAUUGCUGCCUUCCAAACGGGAUGAUGGUGAGUCUGGAGUGUCUCAGAGAAACUCCUCUCAUCAGCAUCAAGCAGCAGCUCUUCACUGAGGCCAGAAAGUACCCGCUAUACCACUUGCUGCAGGAGGAGUCCAGCUACAUCUUUGUGGGAGUGACCCAGGAGGCAGAGAGGGAGGAGUUCUAUGAUGAGACAAGGCGGCUGUGUGACCUGCGACUGUUUCACCCAAUCCUGAAAGUCAUCGAGCCGCUGGGCAACCGGGAGGAGAAGAUUCUGAACCGAGAGAUAGGAUUCGCCAUUGGGAUGCCAGUCUGUGAGUUCGAGAUGAUGAAAGACCCGGAGGUUCAGGACUUCCGUCGCUCCAUACUGAGCGUGUGCAGAGAGGCCAUGGAGGAGAGAGAAGGAGGGGGCGCCCACAGCCAGGCGCUUUACGUUUACCCCCCCAACCUGGAAUCCAGCCCCCAGCUCCCACAGCACAUCUACAGCAAGCUGGACAAAGGCAGGUUGAUCGUCACCAUCUGGGUCAUAGUAUCUCCGUCCAACUCCAAACAGAAAUACACCCUUAAGGUAAGUCAUGACAGUUUACCUGAGCAGCUGAUAGCAGAGUCCAUCAGGAAGAAAAGCAGAUCGAUGCACCUGUCACCUCAACAGCUCCGCCUCUGUGUCCAAGAGUACCAAGGGCAGUACAUCCUUAAGGUCUGUGGCUGUGACGAGUACCUGCUGGAGAAGUACCCUCUCAGUCAGUACAAGUAUAUCCGGUCCUGUAUAAUAGUGGGACGUCUUCCACAUCUGAUGCUGGUUUCCAAAGACAGUCUCUACUCUCAGCUUCCUGCUUCUGGCUUUGUCACACCCUCAUACAGCCGUCGGACUCCUCAGCCUUCUCCCUGUCCAGGAGGAGGUGAUGGUUCUCCUCCUCGUUCUCUUUGGGCCUUUAACACUCUGCUGAGGGUACGACUACUGUGCGCCACCUACGUCAACGUCAACAUCCGUGACAUCGACAAGAUCUAUGUGAGGACAGGAAUCUAUCACGGUGGAGAACCACUCUGUGACAACGUCAACACCCAGAGAGUCCCUUGUUCCAACCCCAGGUGGAACGAGUGGCUGGCCUAUGACAUCUACCUGGCUGAUAUUCCUCGCUCCGCCAGACUCUGCUUGUCAAUCUGCUCUGUGAAGGGAAGGAAAGGAGCCAAAGAGGAGCACUGCCCUCUGGCCUGGGGCAACGUGAACAUGUUCGACUACACUGACAUUCUGGUUUCAGGUAAAGUGGCUCUCAGUCUUUGGCCGGUGCCUCACGGCCUCGAGGACCUCCUCAAUCCCAUCGGAGUUGCCGGUUCCAAUCCCAACAAGGAGACUCCCUGUGUGGAACUGGAGUUCUCCUGGUUUAAUCAGACUGUGGUAUUUCCUGAUGAGCAGCAGAUAGAGGAACAUGCUAACUGGACCAUCAGCAGAGAGCUUGGCUACAACUACUGCCACGGAGUGAGCAGUCGUCUGGCCUGUGACAGCAGAACUUCAGUAGCUGAUACAGAGCAGCUUUGUUCGCUGUGCUCCAGAGAUCCUCUCUAUGAACUCUCGGAGCAGGAGAAGGAUUUCCUGUGGAGGCAUAGACAUUACUGUGUAAACAUGCCAGAGUCUCUUCCUAAGCUGCUUCUGUCCGUCAAAUGGAACUCUCGAGACGAAGUGUCUCAGAUGUACUGUCUGCUGAAGGAGUGGCCUCUAAUGGAACCUGAAUCCGCUCUGGAGUUGUUGGACUGUAACUUUCCUGAUCCGAUGGUCAGAGAGUUUGCUUUGCGCUGCCUGGUACAAGGCCUAACCGACGAUAAGCUGUCACAGUACCUGCUGCAGCUUGUACAGGUGUUGAAGUAUGAGAUGUACCUCGACAAUCCUCUGGCUCGUUUUCUGAUAAAGAAAGCUCUGACCAAUCAGAGGAUUGGACACUUCUUCUUCUGGCAUCUCAAGUCAGAGAUGCACAACAAGACGGUGUCCCGUCGCUUUGGGCUGCUGCUGGAAGCUUUCUGUAGAGCAUGUGGGAUGUACCUGAAACACCUCAACAGACAGGUGGAGGCCAUGGACAAACUGGUGAACUUGACCGACACACUCAAACAAGAGAAGAAGGACGAAACACAAAAGACUCAGAUGAAGUUCCUGGUUGAACACAUGUCUCGUCCAGAUUACAUGGAGGCUCUUCAGGGAUUUGUUUCCCCGCUGAACCCAGUUCACCAGCUGGGAAACCUGAGGCUGGAGGAGUGCAGGAUCAUGUCGUCAGCGAAGCGCCCCCUGUGGUUAAACUGGGAGAACCCCGACAUCAUGUCUGAGCUGCUCUUCACCAACAACGAGAUCAUCUUUAAGAACGGAGACGACCUGCGUCAGGACAUGCUGACUUUGCAGAUCAUUAAGAUCAUGGAGAACAUCUGGCAGAACCAGGGCCUGGACCUACGCAUGCUGCCGUAUGGAUGCCUCUCCAUCGGAGACUGUGUGGGUCUGAUUGAGGUGGUGAAGAACAGUUUCACCAUAAUGCAGAUUCAGUGUAAAGGUGGCCUGAAGGGAGCGCUGCAGUUCAACUCCAACACACUCCACCACUGGAUCAAAGACAAGAACCGAGGAGAGGCGUACGACCGGGCCAUUGACCUCUUCACCAGGUCGUGUGCAGGUUACUGCGUCGCAACCUUCAUUCUGGGAAUUGGAGACCGGCACAACUCCAACAUUAUGGUGAAGGAGAAUGGCCAGCUGUUCCACAUCGACUUCGGUCACUUUCUGGAUCACAAGAAGAAAAAGUUUGGGUACAAGAGGGAGCGGGUUCCCUUUGUUCUAACUCAGGACUUCCUCAUUGUCAUCAGUAAAGGCGUCCAGGAGUCGACUAAAACCAAGGAGUUUGAGAGGUUCCAGGAGAUGUGUUAUAAGGCCUACUUGGCCAUUCGGCAGCAUGCCAGCCUCUUCAUCAAUCUCUUCUCCCUAUUGCUGGGCUGCGGGAUGCCCGAACUGCAGAGCUUCGACGACAUUGCCUAUCUGAGGAAAACUCUAGCCCUAGAGAAGAGCCAGCAGGAAGCCUUGGAAUAUUUCACCAAACAGAUGAACGACGCUCAUCACGGAGGGUGGAGCACCAAGAUGGACUGGAUCUUCCACACCAUCAGACACAUGCCCAAUGAACACUGACAUAUAACCAUUUAUAUACAACACAAACACACCAUCAGACACAUGCCCAACGAACACAUACAUGCAUAUAUGUAUUGUAUGUAUGUGUAUACAUAUAUAUAUGUAUAUGUACUGUAUAUACAGAUAUAUAUAUAUAUAUGUAUAUAUAUAUAUAUACAUAUAUAUAACAACACACACACCCUGCUGCGUAUUUACUGCACUACUGUGAUGACAAUGAAGACAACGAUGAAGGUGUCUGACUGUGUUAGAUGUCGUCAUUCUGAUAUCAUGUCGGUAUUACGACAUUACGUCGGUGGGCUGGUUGUUAUAACAACAUAAAACUCAGGGUCACAGGUCAGAGCCGUGGCUGAGAAGGCCAAAGGCAUGCUGGGAAAAAGACAGCGAUGAUGUCGUACAUGUCUUCCGGUCAGGGCUAGAGUUAGUGUGUUAGCUCUGCUAGCUCCUCUAAGCACAGACUGAGCCUUUCAAAAUAAAAUACUUUAUUACCGUAGCAUUUGAAUUAGAGCUCAUCGAGUAGCAGCUGUAACUUUAUUGAAACCAGCUGAGAUAACACUGUGGUCACUGUGAGAGCAAUAAAACCUCCAAUAACCAGUACUUUCAUUAUGACAAUCAGGAGUUGUGAGCUGGCCGAUUCAUCCUGAGAUCACACUAAAGUAAUCAAUUAUGCUUCUGUGAAAGUUAACAAGACUUUGAACACGAGACCAUUAAACCUUUAUCACAGAGUGUCUGCAUUAAAGGUCUUUUUCCACGGCAAUAUUAUGGUCUGGUUGACAUUGAUUUGCUUUCUCUCUAAAACGCUCAUGAUGAGGUAUUAGAUGUAACUUUACCCAUCCUUAUAUUAUAUUAUUAUUACUGUUAAAUUAUAUUACUCCGAGUUCAACUACUUUUCUCAUUAAUACCAUGGCUUCAUUUAAACUUGUGUCUUGAAGAUGUACACUUGUUUAUUUUACAGUGGCACUUAUACUCAAUCAUAGGAAGUGCUUUUUGCACUGUUUGAUUGAUUGAUUAUCAAUGUAAAGUCAUCAGCUGGUAAUAAAGUUUUAACUCCAGAGGUUUAAAGGAUUUUUA
This is a messenger RNA of Gasterosteus aculeatus aculeatus (three-spined stickleback), 4631 nucleotides long. RefSeq names its product phosphatidylinositol 4,5-bisphosphate 3-kinase catalytic subunit alpha isoform. The record is from RefSeq and is a predicted model, not a curated record. Gene Ontology annotation, cellular component: cytoplasm; plasma membrane; phosphatidylinositol 3-kinase complex, class IB. NCBI's taxonomy places the organism in Eukaryota, Metazoa, Chordata, Actinopteri, Perciformes, Gasterosteidae. Gene Ontology annotation, molecular function: 1-phosphatidylinositol-3-kinase activity; 1-phosphatidylinositol-4-phosphate 3-kinase activity. Gene Ontology annotation, biological process: cell migration; phosphatidylinositol-mediated signaling; phosphatidylinositol-3-phosphate biosynthetic process.